Sphaeramia orbicularis (orbiculate cardinalfish) is the source of this 2046-nucleotide messenger RNA. Its product is annotated as heparan-alpha-glucosaminide N-acetyltransferase. The transcript has 17 exons. NCBI's taxonomy places the organism in Eukaryota, Metazoa, Chordata, Actinopteri, Kurtiformes, Apogonidae. Bases 407 to 1930 code for a protein of 507 amino acids. The record is from RefSeq and is a predicted model, not a curated record.
UACCUCGCUGAAUAUUGAUCAGGACCCUUUUUGGGGUUAAUAAGACCUGACAUUCCGAUAUUGAUGAAAAGGGCUCAUUAAAGCCUCGAACCUGCUGGAGACCUCACCAGGGAUGUUAAGUGGGGGGGACUUUGUUGUGUUUGUGAACAAUCAGGGUUGACAGGAUGCUUUCCAUUUCGGGGUCACCUGGAAACACGAUGCCUUGGAUUCAGAUGCAACAUGACGAGCCUCUGCUGCUUUUCUUUUUCUCGUCUUCUCAGUGGCCCCCGUCUUCAGCUUCUUAGAUCAAUGCUGAGGUCUCUAACCAGACUGUGCUGAUAUUGAUUUCCUUUUCCCCUUUGAAAAAACACUCCAAGUGAUAGCUAGUAUGUCAUCCCACCAGUGGAUCAAUAGAGACGUGUAAUGCAUGUUUUUGGGUCUGAAACUGGAGAUGGUCUUUGGACAGAUGGGACACUUCAGGUGGACUCAGACAUAUGAAGAAGGAGGUCAUUACUCAGUUUGGAUCCAGAUGUCAGAGGGUCCUGGUGAAACCAGCUGCAUUCACACUGUGGAUAAACAACCACACAGUGCAUACCUACCUCUUCUGGUGGCAGCUCUCCUCCUGGCCUUCAUUGCUGCCUUAUUCGUCGUUGCACCAUACGUUUACAGGAGGCGUUGUACAUCAAAAUUUAUUAAGACCGUUUGCUGCCAAAGCAUUCAGUACUCACUGGAUAAUGACACACCAGAUGCCUGUGGAGCCGAGAACAGCGCCGCUAAAUCUAAACCAACACGUCUGCGCUCUCUAGACACCUUCCGAGGGUUUUCACUGACGGUGAUGGUUUUUGUGAACUAUGGUGGAGGAGGUUACUGGUUUUUUCAGCAUGCACCUUGGAAUGGUCUAACUGUGGCAGAUCUUGUCAUGCCAUGGUUUGUGUUUAUCAUCGGGACAUCAGUGGUGUUGGCUCUCAGAUCGAUGCAGAAGAGAGGACUAAGUCAAAUGCAGCUUCUGCGGAAAAUCACCUGGAGGACGGUUGUUCUGCUGUUACUCGGCUUCUGCUUCCUUAACUACUCUCCAAGAGAUGGACUGCUGUCCUGGUCCUGGCUCAGGAUCCCUGGAGUCCUGCAGCGUCUGGGCUUCACCUACUUUGUUCUGUCUCUACUGCAGACAUUCUGGGGCCAGAAAGAAAUGCCAGUGAAGACGUAUCACUGGUUGAACCCGGUCCAGGAUGUGGUUCUGUACUGGCCACAGUGGCUGAUUAUCAUCCUUCUGGAGACUCUGUGGCUCUGUCUCACCUUCCUGAUGCCUGUACCCGGCUGCCCCACAGGGUAUUUAGGAGCCGGUGGAAUUGGUGAUAACGGCCUUUACCCAAACUGCACUGGAGGAGCAGCAGGAUACAUCGACAGAUGGAUGUUUGGAGACAACAUGUACAGACACCCAACAUGCAAAAUAAUGUAUCACACCACUGAGCCCUUCGACCCAGAGGGGAUUCUGGGUACAAUCAACUCCAUUGUCAUGGGAUUUCUGGGGAUGCAGGCGGGAAAAAUUAUUAUUUGCUACAAGGGGGCCAACUUCCACAUCCUGUGUCGAUUUUUAGUGUGGGCAAUCUUUCUGGGAAUCUCUGCAGCCAUCCUUACUAAGUGCACACGAGACGGAGGAUUUAUACCUGUCAAUAAAAACCUUUGGUCGCUGUCCUAUGUGACGUGCAUGGGCUUUUUCUCCUUCCUGCUGCUGGGAGGCAUGUACUUUAUCAUUGACGUUAAAGGCUGGUGGAGAGGGAGGCCAUUUAUAUACCCAGGGAUGAACUCCAUCCUGGUGUACGUCGGACACUCCCUGCUGGGCUUCUACUUCCCGUUCAGUUGGGAGAUGCGUUUCCUGGACAGUCACUGGGAGUGGCUCUUCCAAAGCCUGUGGGGGACAGCACUCUUCCUGCUCCUUUGGCGGCCUCGCUGAGCUCCAGCCUCUUGCGACGUUCAAAGACAUCGAUUGGAGGCGUUUUCUGUGUGAGUGACUGGUGUCCUGCCCCGAGGCUGCAGCCAUGCAUCACUCCACACUAUCCGGUCACAGAG